AUGUCACUCCCCGCAGGAAAAGCACCAGAGCGUAAGAAUUUAUUCAAAAAGGGAAUUGAUGCCGAUGAAUCCCGUCGUAGUCGUUUGGAAACAACUGUGCAGAUCCGAAAGACUAUUAAGGAAGAUCGUAUGAAUCAACGUCGUCGUAUGACACCAGCAGAUAAUGGAUCUACAACAACUCCUGCUACGGGGGACACUGCUGGAGAGUUGACGUUACUGCAACGGCUGACGGAGCUUCCACAAAUGGUAGCGGGUGUGCGGUCGAGUGAUGCAGCUGUGCAACUUGAAGCAGUGACCAAGUUUCGUAAACUUCUGUCCAUUGAGCGUAACCCACCUAUUAUGGAGGUGAUCAAUACCGGCGUCGUUCCUAUCUUUGUGCAGUUCCUUCAGCGCGAAGACUUUCCCACGCUGCAGUUUGAGGCUGCCUGGGCUUUGACGAACAUUGCUUCGGGUACAUCUGCAGACACUGAGGUCGUGAUUAACCAUGGAGCUGUGCCUGUGUUCUGCCAGCUACUACUGUCCACAAAUGAUGAUGUGCGCGAGCAAGCCGUCUGGGCUCUUGGCAACAUUGCCGGUGAUUCGAUUGAGUGUCGUGACAUGGUUUUGCGUUGCGGUGCAUUGCGCCCACUUAUGCAGCAACUGACAGAGAACUCGAAGCCAACGAUGCUUCGUAACGCUACGUGGACGCUAUCCAACUUUUGCCGAGGCAAGCCUCAACCGCAGUUCGAUCUCGUGGCGCCCGCGCUCCCAACUUUGGGCCAGCUCAUUUACACCCACGAUGAGGAAGUGUUGACAGAUGCGUGCUGGGCUUUGUCGUACCUGUCGGAUGGCACGAACGAAAAGAUUCAGGCUGUGAUUGAGGCUGGUGUGUGUCGGCGGAUUGUGGAGUUGCUGAUGCACCACUCUCCUUCCGUGCAGACACCUGCUCUACGUACGGUCGGCAACAUCGUGACUGGUGACGACCUGCAGACGCAGGUCAUUAUCAAUUUGAACGCGUUACCGUGCCUGCGUGCACUUUUGGAAAGUCCCAAGAAGGGAAUCCGAAAGGAGGCUUGCUGGACACUGUCUAAUAUCACAGCUGGCAAUCGGGAACAGAUCCAGUUCAUUAUGGAUUCCGACAUUUUCCCGUCCCUUAUUAGUUUUCUAUCCACAGCUGAGUUUGACAUUCGCAAGGAAGCUGCAUGGGCUGUGUCGAACGCCACGUCUGGUGGUUCUGUGGAACAGAUCAUGCAACUUGUCGCUCUUGGGUGUAUUAAGCCUUUGUGCGAUCUGCUGGAGGUGAAAGACGCAAAGGUUGUGAUUGUGGCUCUGGAGGGCCUCGAAAACAUUUUGCGUGCCGGUGAUCAGCAGAAGACUAACGACAUCAACGACAUUGCAACGAUGAUUGAUGAAGCGGACGGCGUGACUAAGAUUCAGGCUCUGCAGUACCAUGUGAACGAGGACAUUUACAUGAAGUCUUUGAAAAUUGUGGAAACAUACUUUAACGGCGAGGAGGAUGCGGAAGAUAGCCUAGCGCCUGACACGGAUGCAAACGCACAGCAGUUCCAAUUCGGCACAACCGCUGACCAGCCUACCAUGUUCCAGUUUGGUCAGAACUAA
Messenger RNA from Peronospora belbahrii, 1599 nucleotides. The record is from the annotation of a GenBank genome assembly. NCBI's taxonomy places the organism in Eukaryota, Oomycota, Peronosporomycetes, Peronosporales, Peronosporaceae.